Messenger RNA from Emys orbicularis (European pond turtle), 2052 nucleotides. It is a transcript of the gene APBB1, whose product is annotated as amyloid beta precursor protein binding family B member 1. The transcript has 13 exons. Gene Ontology annotation, molecular function: amyloid-beta binding; transcription factor binding. The coding region runs from base 1 to 2052 and encodes 683 amino acids. Gene Ontology annotation, cellular component: nucleus; cytoplasm. The record is from RefSeq and is a predicted model, not a curated record. Gene Ontology annotation, biological process: regulation of DNA-templated transcription. NCBI's taxonomy places the organism in Eukaryota, Metazoa, Chordata, Testudines, Emydidae.
AUGUCGCUGAGCCAGAGGAGCGACCUGGCCAAUGACAACAGCUGCCCGGGGCUGAGUUUGGCGCUGCGGGCGCCCCACAGCGAGCUGCUGAACGGCACGCUGCCGUGCCAGGCCUCGCCCCCGGGGCACCGCCCUUGCACCUGCCCCACUCAACACAGCGCCCUGGGGCCCGGACCCCCGCCCGGCGAGGAGCCCGCCAAUGCCAAGUGGGUGAAGGACGGGCAGAACCAGCUGCGCCAGGCGGCCGAGCAGGACCAGAACCGCAAUGAGCUUGGCCCCCUCGCCACGGCGCUGCUCAGUGACCUGUCGCGGGGGGGGCCGGAGGAGGAGGAGGAGGAGGAGGAGGAGGAGGACGGCGACUCCACCCCGGUACAGAGUGACCCCGUCACAGCCGAGUCGGAGCAGAGCUCGGAGCCCGGCCCCCGCGAACACGGCAAGAGCGCCAGCCUGCUCUUCGGCCCGCGGGCCAGCGCUGCCAGCGACGAGGACUCCAGCUGGGCCACGCUCAGCCAGGGCAGCCCGGCUGGCAGCUCCCCCGAUGACACAGACGCCUCCUGGGCCCGCAACGCCUUUGAGACGGACUCCGACCUGCCUGCCGGGUGGGUGAGGGUGCAGGAUGCAUCGGGCACCUACUACUGGCACAUCCCCACGGGCACCACGCAGUGGGAGCCGCCCGCAGACCUGGGCCAGGGCGAGGGGGGCCGCGGCCCCGACCGUGACUCCCAGGGGAAUACGCCCACCGAGGAGCAGCAGCUCACCUGGACGGGCUUUGUGGAGGCCGAGCGCUUGGCAGAUGCCGAGGGCUGGAAGGACGUCCCGUCGGAGGAGGGGACCCCGGAGCCGGGGCAGCAGGACUUGGAGCAGCCCACCCUGCACCUGGGAGAGCUGAGCCUCAGUGCGCCGAAAGCCGAGGAACAGACGCUGCAUCUGGGCUCGCCCCUGGGCUCCAAGAGCUUCCCGGUGCGGUCGCUGGGCUGGGUGGAGAUGAGCGAGGAGGAGCUGGCGCCAGGCAAGAGCAGUGCGGCCGUGAACUCCUGCAUCCGCCAGCUGGCCGGCCGCGGGGCCCCCCCACCGGGGGGCUGGGACCAGGGCCGGGCCAUGCUGCUGCUCCUGGACCGCGAGACGCUGCGGCUGGUGGAGCCGGUCGAGCGGACGCCGCUGCACGCCCAGCCCGUGGCCAGCAUCCGCGUGUGGGGCGUGGGCCGGGACGACGGCAGGGACUUUGCGUACGUGGCCCGGGACCCGCUGACGCAGAUGCUGAAAUGCCACGUGUUCCGGUGCGAGACGCCAGCCAAGGGCAUCGCCACCAGCCUGCAGGCCGUCUGCUCCCAGAUGCUGGUGCAGCGGCAGAACACCCGGGCCCUGGUGACCGGCCUGGCGCUGGAGCCCGCCAAGAUGGUGGAAAUUCCCUUCCAAGUGGAGUUCCCGGCCCCCAAGACGGAGCUGGUGCAGAAGUUCCAGGUGUCCUACCUGGGCAGCGCGCCCGUUGCCCGGCCUGUGGGCAUGGACGUGAUCAACGCGGCCCUGGACUCGGCGCUGGCGGCCCCCAGCCGGGACCACUGGACCCCCAGCCACGUCCACGUGGCCCCCGCCACGCUCAGCGUGACCCACGCGCAGACGGAGGCCGUGCUGUGCGAGUGCCGGGUGCGGUUUCUCUCCUUCAUGGGCGUGGGCCGGGACAUUCGCUCCUUCGCCUUCAUCACGGCCAGCGCCCCGGGCGCCUUCCGCUGCCACAUGCUCUGGUGCCAGCCCAAUGCCGCCGGGCUCAGCGAGGCCCUGCAGGCCGCCUGCAUGGUGAGCCCCCGACCCCCUGCCCCCCAUCGUCCCGUCCCUGCCCCCCGGGGCCCUGUCCCUGCCCUCCAUCGCUCUGUCCCCCAACCCACAGGGUCCUGCCCCCCAUUACCCCCUCCCUGUAGCUGCGCUAUCAGAAGUGCCUCGACGCCCGGCCCCAGGCCCCCAGCUCCUGCUUGCCGGCGCCGCCCGCAGACUCCAUGGCCCGGCGCGUGGGCUCCACCGUCCGCAGGGGUGUCCGCAGCCUGCUGGGCAGCCUGA